AUGACCGGCAAUCCCUACUUUGGUCUCCGAUUCUAUGGCGUCACUGGCCUCGUCCUCGGCGAAAUUGACAUGAAUCUCAGCGGCGGCAUUGGUAUCAGAUUUGAUCGCGAUGAGGCUGCAAACGAGGACGUCACUAUGGGCACGAUCGCUGUCACUGGCGCCGGAAGCCAUGCCGUGGAGACAUGGAACAUUGACGGACUCACGAUCGACUCUGUCAUCGCGCGAGACUGCGGUGAAUGUGGUUUGUUGCUCCAGAACUCUAUCAACGUGGAUGUUGGUCUCGUCGACGGCAACAACGUGGGAGCAAACACUGGCUAUGGCACGUUGCGCUUCGCCAACCGGAACGGACGUUUGGCCAGCGGGAGCUACGACACCAAUGUCCGGGUCGACAGCGUCAAAUCGCGAGGAGGCGGUCGCGGUGUGUUCUGCGUCUCGGAGUCGGGUGGCGCCACGAUCAGCAAUGUCGACCUUGCGGACAAUGGCAAUAACGCGAUUCUUAUCGAGAACUGCUACAAUGUCGAUGUGUCGGGCACUGUCGAUGGCGGAGGCGAAGUCCGCCUUGCUGCGCGAACCGAAUUCGAGGGUAAUCGCGACAUUACCUUGGACCUGGAGGUCAACAACAACAGCGUCCGAGAGUCGCCGUGUGGCGAGAACAGCCAGAUCACCAUCACUGGUGACGCUAGGGUUGAUGUCUGCUAG
Molecule: messenger RNA, 699 nt
Organism: Fulvia fulva
Lineage: Eukaryota; Fungi; Ascomycota; Dothideomycetes; Mycosphaerellales; Mycosphaerellaceae
Exons: 2
Coding region: 1-699 (232 amino acids)
Source: RefSeq, a predicted model, not a curated record